This is a messenger RNA of Symbiodinium natans, 1257 nucleotides long. Lineage: Eukaryota; Dinophyceae; Suessiales; Symbiodiniaceae. The record is from the annotation of a GenBank genome assembly.
AUGGAAGAGGAGCCAAUGGAGGUGGAGCCAGCCAUGAGCGAGACAAUGGUCCGCUCUAUCAGCGAGCUGGAGGGUAUGCGAGAAGGAGCGCGAGCGCGCAGGAUGCUGCUCGUGGACGAGCACCGGGUGAACCGGAUCACCGAGGAAGAGGAACGACUCGGUCCCCUACAAGACGAGGAGACUUCUCCGGUAGAGGAGACUUCUCCGGUCACGAUCUAUGUUCCAUCACCCCCGCCAUCCGAAGAGGAAGCGGCGGAAGGAGCCGAAGAUGUGGAAAUGGUGGAGCAGCCAUCAUCCCAUCGAGCCAGAGAGCCCACGAUGGUGGAGAGGAAGAAAGAGACCCCGCAGAGGGAGGAGAAAGCCCUGGAGGCAAAGUCCGACAGCUACGAGAUGAUGGGCAACGACCCAGAAGCCUGGCGACGCUUCAUGGAAGCAAGAGCAGCCAGGGACGCUGCAUUGAAGGCCAAGAAGGAGCACCCGAGCGGCCCGUCGUUCGGGAACCGAGUGGGCCACCUCCGGACUACCUCACCGGAGCGUCGCUUCGCGAGCUCAGGCUGGUUGACUUGGAUAUGUCGCCGCUUCGAAGGGUCAUGGCAGGCACUUGUGAACAACGAUGCCAACGACCCUUAUUGUCUGGUCUGUCAGAAACGAGCAGCAGAGUCCCACCUGAUGUCGGAGCCGCAUACCGAGAACAUGAAGAGCUACAUGGCGGUGGCGCAAUCCGAACAGGUGCCAGUCCGGCAGGUCCCUGUCGACUGGAACACCUGGAAGCAGGCGAUGGACGAGCCACUGGAGCUCGAGAUUGGACCCCGCCAGGGGAGAGGGUUCGCAGUCCACGCCCUUGGACCGGACAGUUCCAUGGGAUCCGAGACCGUACCGGGACCAACGACCCCGGACAACGGCAUGGAGAUUGUGGUCACGGAGAAGGCUGUGGGGUGCGACGAUCUUGGUGUCGGACUCCGACGAGGACAACUGGGGGGUGGCGACCAGCAAAUGCUGGAGCUGCGACACCGGACGCCACCCGCGGGCUGGAAGGAUUUGGAGCGUGGGUUGGUGACGGAAGCAGCGUUCGAGGAGCGCCGCCGCGCGCGAAGCCACGACAUCCUCAACGCCCAAGCCGAACGCGAGCGGGCGACAGCCAAAGCCCGCCUGAUUCUCCCACCGCCACCACCUGUGCCGAGUUUGCCACCGCCACCGCCGGUGCCGAGAUUGCCAAUGGAGAAGGAGACACCCAUCACCCAGCUCCAGGCUACGUGA